UUCAUCAUUCAACGACUUCUUCAAAUAGAGCCAUUUUGCUAACGCUUUCUCCUCUUACCAAACAACCCCCCCACCCCCACACACACCAAUAAGUGCGUACAUAAAUUCGAAUAUCCUUCGCCUCUCUCAUCUUCCUUUUCUCGAUUUGCUCUUAUAUAUAUUUAAGUAUUUUCUCUGUGUGUGAUUGCAUUGUGGAUCGGAGAUUGAUCAAAUUGUUGUGAACAGAAGGCUGAAUAAGAAUGGGGAGUUUGAGGGCGAUUUUGAAGAAUCCAGAUGAUUUGUAUCCAUUGAUAAAGCUUAAACUAGCGGCUCGACACGCGGAGAAACAGAUCCCGCCGUCUCCACAUUGGGGCUUCUGUUACUCAAUGCUUCAUAAGGUUUCUCGUAGCUUUGCUCUCGUCAUUCAACAACUUCCCGUCGAGCUUCGUGAUGCCGUGUGCAUUUUCUAUUUGGUUCUUCGAGCACUUGACACUGUUGAGGAUGAUACCAGCAUUCCCACCGAUGUUAAAGUACCUAUUCUGAUCUCUUUUCAUCAGCAUGUUUAUGAUCGCGAAUGGCAUUUUUCAUGUGGUACAAAGGAGUACAAGGUUCUCAUGGACCAGUUCCAUCAUGUUUCAACUGCUUUUCUGGAGCUUAGGAAACAUUAUCAGCAGGCAAUUGAGGAUAUUACCAUGAGAAUGGGUGCAGGAAUGGCAAAAUUCAUAUGCAAGGAGGUGGAAACAACCGAUGAUUAUGACGAAUAUUGUCACUAUGUAGCUGGGCUUGUUGGGCUAGGAUUGUCAAAACUGUUCCAUGCCUCUGGGAAAGAAGAUCUGGCUUCAGAUUCUCUCUCCAACUCCAUGGGUUUAUUUCUUCAGAAAACAAACAUCAUUAGAGAUUAUUUGGAGGACAUAAAUGAAGUGCCCAAGUGCCGUAUGUUCUGGCCCCGUGAAAUAUGGAGUAAAUAUGUUAACAAGCUUGAGGAAUUAAAGUACGAGGAUAACUCGGCCAAAGCAGUGCAAUGUCUCAAUGACAUGGUCACUAAUGCUUUAUCACAUGUAGAAGAUUGUUUGACUUACAUGUCUGCUUUGCGUGAUCCUUCCAUCUUUCGAUUCUGUGCUAUUCCACAGGUCAUGGCAAUUGGGACAUUAGCUAUGUGCUACGACAACAUUGAAGUCUUCAGAGGAGUGGUAAAAAUGAGACGUGGUCUGACUGCUAAGGUCAUUGACCGGACCAGGACUAUUGCAGAUGUAUAUGGUGCUUUUUUUGACUUUUCUUGUAUGCUGAAAUCCAAGGUUAAUAAUGAUGAUCCAAAUGCAACAAAAACUCUGAAGAGGCUUGAAGCGAUCCUGAAAACUUGCAGAGAUUCGGGAACCUUGAACAAAAGGAAAUCAUACAUAAUCAGGAGCGAGCCUAAUUAUAGUCCUGUUCUGAUUGUUGUCAUUUUCAUCAUACUGGCUAUUGUUCUUGCACAGCUAUCUGGAAACCGAUCUUAGACGAUAUGUAAUUUUCAUAAUGACGAUGUACUUGAGUGGCAUGCCAAUUAUAUAGAUGCAUGUCUCAUGGUUCAAAAAUAUACCCUCUAUGCACCUAAGCUUUCGCCUUCUAUUGAUAAGCACGUGGAUCAUUGUAGGAAGUAUGUUUUUUCCUAGCCUUCAAACAAUAAGCAGGGUUAUUUUUUCAAAUCAUGAUAUUUCUCUCUCUC
Messenger RNA from Nicotiana attenuata, 1684 nucleotides. RefSeq names its product squalene synthase. The coding region runs from base 240 to 1475 and encodes 411 amino acids. Lineage: Eukaryota; Viridiplantae; Streptophyta; Magnoliopsida; Solanales; Solanaceae. Gene Ontology annotation, molecular function: squalene synthase [NAD(P)H] activity. The record is from RefSeq and is a predicted model, not a curated record. The transcript is spliced from 13 exons. Gene Ontology annotation, cellular component: endoplasmic reticulum membrane. Gene Ontology annotation, biological process: lipid biosynthetic process; farnesyl diphosphate metabolic process.